CCCUUCGUCAGCUGUCCUGUUUGGAGCAGUCAGUGCGCGUUGUGGCUUCGCCACGUGCUUCUCGCGAUCCUUACCUGCGAUCCUUAUCUUUACUUUGUCCAACCGAGACCACGCAUCGGGAUCAUAUUAUAAUUUCCACAAUGAAAAUAUUUUCCAGAAACGGUUCGACCUAACGUACUUGAUCGGGCUCGAAAAUGUCAAGAACAUCCUUGCUGUCAUCGUGACUACGUGUCAAAAGCUUCAGAAUGUCACGAAAUGACACAAACACGUGCGCUCUUGCGCGAAAUAUCGAACGAUCCCAUUGUUAAAUCAAAUUGAUGAGCGAAUCUUCACUCGGAGAAAGCAAGGAUUCGGCCUAGAACAUUAUGAAGCCAAGAGUCUUACUUGCUCUUGCCAACCUUAUCACAUCCUUUUUAAUGGCCGCGGGUACAAGAAUCACUGCCAGACAGCGGACGCAAAGCAACAACCACGGCAACAUUAGCGAUCUGCUGGACAAUCUACUUCGCGGUUACGACAAUAGUGUCAGACCAGAUUUUGGCGGGCCCCCGGCUACCGUUGAGGUCGAUAUCAUGGUACGCAGCAUGGGUCCCAUUUCUGAAGUGGAUAUGACGUAUUCAAUGGACUGUUACUUUCGGCAAUCAUGGGUAGACAGACGUUUAGCCUUUCAGGGUGGUAAGGAAACACUCGCGUUGAGCAUUUCCAUGUUGGCAAGGAUCUGGAAACCCGACACGUACUUCUACAAUGGCAAGCACAGUUAUUUGCAUACGAUCACCAGCCCGAAUAAGUUCGUCAGGCUUUACCAGGAUGGCAGAGUACUUUACAGUUCAAGACUUACCAUUAAAGCGGGAUGUCCGAUGAAUCUCGAGGAUUUUCCGAUGGAUAUGCAGAGAUGUCCGUUGCAAUUCGGUAGCUUUGGCUACACGACACGCGACGUAAUCUACAAGUGGAACAGUGCGAGACAGGUCGCUAUAGCGGAGGAUAUGAAGCUGUCGCAAUUUGAUCUGGUCGCCAAUCCGACCGCAAAUCACUCCAUUGCACCGGGAUUCUCGCAUGGUGAGUGAAAAUCUCGCAGAUCAAGAAUACCCGGUUUAGCCAUAUUUCUCCUCGCAAACAUCGAAAAGACACAAAACUUAGUACAAUCGAAAUAUCAUGGCACAAUCUUAUUGUUAGAACAAAAAAUAACGCUGUAAAAAUCGAUAAAAAUAAAACUUUAACAUAAACAAUUCGAUAAGAUGAAUAAAUAUUUCAUACAUAUCAAAAUGACUUAAUGAAGAGAUGUGAAGAGUCGCAAACUGGAAUUUCUAUAAAAAAUUCGGUCGUAUUGCUGGCACCUCGCAUUACCGUCGAAUAUUGAAGACGACGAAAGGAACACGUUCAGGUGAAGCAAAAGAUGAAGAAAAGUAGCGUCGAAAGUCGGCGCGUAGAAGCGACGACUAAUUGCAGCAUUCUCUUAAAGACGACUCUCCUCUUUUCCCUUUCUCUUUCUCCCUCUAUCUUUCUUUCUCUCUUAAGCUUUACAUAGGCAAGCAUUCUAGAAGAUUCGGCUGCAAAUUUUAAUUGGAUUAUCGAUUAGUAAACGGUAAACAGCUGAUUUGGCCUUUGCUGUUUUCUGAUUCG
Molecule: messenger RNA, 1617 nt
Organism: Formica exsecta
Lineage: Eukaryota; Metazoa; Arthropoda; Insecta; Hymenoptera; Formicidae
Product: gamma-aminobutyric acid receptor alpha-like
Exons: 6
Coding region: 366-1061 (231 amino acids)
Biological process (GO): signal transduction; nervous system process; regulation of membrane potential
Cellular component (GO): membrane; neuron projection; synapse
Molecular function (GO): extracellular ligand-gated monoatomic ion channel activity; neurotransmitter receptor activity; transmembrane signaling receptor activity
Source: RefSeq, a predicted model, not a curated record